Messenger RNA from Linum tenue, 1554 nucleotides. NCBI's taxonomy places the organism in Eukaryota, Viridiplantae, Streptophyta, Magnoliopsida, Malpighiales, Linaceae. The record is from the annotation of a GenBank genome assembly.
AUGUCAUCCGCCGGCUUAUACUACCAACCGAGUCAAGAAUUCGAGCCCUACUGCUUGCCUCAGUUCCAAUUACCUCACCAACUAUGCUACAAUGGAAGCGUGCAGGCAACUUCUCAAUUCCCCUUUGAGAUCUCUUCUGAACAAUACUGCACUUUGGAGUCAUCUUCCCCAAAUGCCAUUUUCAGUACCUACAACUUUUCGCCUAGUGGGAGCCCAAUCUCGCAGCAGGAUUCUCAGUCACACCCACCUGAUACAUAUGGCUCUCCAUUAAGCAGCUCGUGUGUUACUGAUGAUGCCAAUGAUAUAAGACACAAGCUGAGGGAGUUAGAGACUGCAAUGUUGGGGCCAGAUUCUGAUAACUUAAUGAAUAUAGAAGGCGAGUCACCAGAGAUGGACUGCUUGAGAAAAAUCAUGGAGGCGAUAUCACGAGCUGAUCUAAAGCAAGUCCUAGUUGCCUGUGCCAAGGCAGUGUCCGAGAAUGACCACUUAAUAGCACAAUGGCUGAUCGAUGAAUUACGCCACAUGGUGUCAGUUUCUGGUGAGCCUAUACAAAGGCUAGGCGCAUACAUGUUGGAAGGCCUCGUUGCUCGGCUUUCCUCUUCUGGGAGUUCAAUCUGCAAUGCCUUGAGGUGCAAGGAACCAGCUAGUGCUGACUUGCUCUCUUACAUGCACAUCCUCUAUGAAGUCUGCCCUUACCUCAAAUUUGGAUACAUGUCAGCGAAUGGGGCUAUUGCAGAAGCUAUGAAGGAUGAGAACCGGGUUCACAUUGUUGACUUUCAGAUUGGUCAAGGGAGUCAGUGGGUGAGUUUGAUUCAAGCAUUUGCAGCGAGACCCGGUGGGCCACCACACAUUCGUAUCACAGCCAUAGAUGACUCAACUUCCGCUUAUGCACGAGGUGGAGGGUUGAAUAUAGUAGGGAAGAGGCUGUCAAAGCUGGCUGAGUCGUUCAAAGUGCCGUUUGAGUUCCAUGCUGCUGCUAUCAAUGGCUGUGAAGUUCAAGUGGGUGAUCUCGGUAUUCGAGCUGGGGAAGAAGCUCUAGCUGUCAAUUUUGCGUUCAUGCUUCAUCACAUGCCUGAUGAGAGUGUCGAUACAGAGAACCAUCGAGAUCGGUUGCUGAGGAUGGUUAAAGGGUUGUCACCUAAGGUCGUGACACUUGUCGAGCAGGAGGCUAAUACAAAUACUGCACCGUUCUUUCCUCGGUUUCUAGAGACACUCGACUACUACACGGCCAUGUUUGAGUCGAUCGACGUGACCCUCCAGAGGGAUCACAAGGAGAGGAUAAAUAUUGAGCAGCAUUGCCUUGCUAAAGAUGUUGUGAAUGUGAUCGCUUGUGAGGGAAGAGAGCGAGUGGAGAGACUUGAGCUUCUGGGGAAAUGGAGGUCAAGGUUUGUCAUGGCGGGGUUUACACAGUGUCCUUUGAGCUCUUUGGUGAACGCUACCAUUAAGACACUGCUGGAGAAUUACUGCAAGCAGUACAGGCUUCAAGUGAGGGAUGGUGCGUUGUAUCUCGGGUGGAUGAACCGUGAUUUGGUUGCUUCUUGUGCAUGGAAGUGA